CCUGCAGGAGGUGUGGCAUUAAGGCGUGUCAUCUGCAGUCAGAGAUUCCUUAGAACUCCGGCUGAAGACUCUUGCUUUGUUGAGCCAUGGAAACAAAGCAAACUGACUGUAUUUUCAAGAUGAAGGAUGACAAACUGAAGCUCUCCCUCUCCAUGAAGGUUGUUAACCAAGGCACGGGAAAAGACCUCGAUCCCAACAACGUUGCCCUUGAUCACAAUAAAAAGAUCCUCAGCAGCAGUUCAGGUCAUUUUGCCAAGGAGUGUUUCAUGCAGCCUGGAGGGACCAAGUACAGCCUCAUCCCAGAAGAGGAGGAGGAGGAUGAGGUGGCAGCAGCAGGAGGAGACAAUAAGACCAGCCUGGCUGAGGAGCCUUCAAAAAAGAGGAAAAAGGAGAAGAAGAAGAAAAAGAAGCACAAGGCAAAGGAGUCCUCAGAGUCAGACUCGAGCAGCUCGGACUCGGACAGCUCGGGGGCUCAGCCCUCCAGCAAGAGGAGCAAGCAUUCCAAGGCUCCCAAGAAGAAGAAGAAGAAGAAGAAGCACAGGAAGUAGCCCUGGGAAUGAGCAGGGGCAGGGUGGGAUGCUGGCAUUGCCAGUCCCUGGUGCACACCACGAGCAGCCAGCAGGAACCAGGGACAGAGUUUCCUCCUCAAAGUCACCCAGGCACGUGGUGUUACCGGUGUGCUACAGGUGUGACCUUGCUACAGGUUGUCCUCUGUCACCUUGGCACAGGCUGCCCCUUUCUCCCACAGCUCGUGCCAGGACAGGCUCAUGACACCCUGCAGGGCACCUCUGCCAGGCACCUCGCCAGGGCCCCUCUCCUGUCCUGCAGCCUCGUGUUCCACUGGAUAGGCUGCCAGCAGGAGCCUGGGUGACAUCAGCUCCUGCAGGGCUGAGGUGGCACUGCCAGGCUGUCCCCACACUGCUCAGUGGGUGUUGCUGGGCCCUGGCAUGGGGCCACGUCCCCCCCUCCUUGGCUUUGGGCUGCAAAGCUGCCCCAGCUCCCUCUUUGUCUGCAAACACUGGGAGUGGAGGAGCGAGAAGCACGUGGGGAGUGGAGAUAUUGUCAGUAAACACUCUGCAGUGUUUGCUGCCUUGGAAAGUGAUGGAAAAGAAAUCUCUGCCAUUUCCAUUUCCAGCUGUACUUUGUAGCUGCUCUUUUCUUCUGUCCCCGCCACACUCGGGCAGGGAAGGAGCAGGGCACAGACCUGCAGGAAAGGGUUUUUUUUGGAAGUCUUGGCUGCUUCCCCAGGUCCCUGGAGUGGGAAGGGGGUGUGUGGUGAGGUAACCCAUAGGAGAAGCCUGGUGCCUUCUGGGAGGGAGCAGCUGGAGCAUAAAUCUUGUAACUGGAGCUGAAGGUCAGGGGGAAGGGAUGGCAGGGGCUGGGCAGUGACCUCAGGGGGUGUCUGCCAGGAGCAGGAGCAGCUCCUCCGUGCUGGGACAGAUGUGGUGAAGGAAUUGGGGAGGUGAGUCUUUCCUGUUGCCUCUGGCUCUACAGGGAGGACAGAGUGGGGUUGGCAACUCCCUGUUGGUGUCACAGUGGGAGGAUUUGGGGUUGCUGGUGCAGCCUGUCCCUUCCCCGUGUGCUUUGCCCUUUCCUGUGCUGCUCACCCCAGUUCCCCAUGGCUGCAUCCCCCCUCGGGGCCAGUUCCCUUCCCAAAACCAGCCACCAGGUGCUCGGGACCUUGAUUCCAGUCCUGCCCUGGUGGAAGGAUCACUCUCCAGGGAAGGAGCUUGUUUGGAUCCUGGGCAAUCCAUGGGCAGAGCUGCCGUGGGACUGAACAAAUAUUCCCCCUGGGAAAACACAUUUCUAACCAUCAGAGCCUCUUGUUUCCACAGCUUGGAGAAACGGGCUCCAGGGAUCAGUGGGCAUUAACCCCAUCCCUGCCAGGGCUGGUUGAACCCUGGGUGGUGGCUGAACACUACAGAUGGGCACAUGCCAGACCAGCCUUUUCCAAGCAAACCGACCACAGAGCUGUAACAACACGGCCUUUAUUCUUUU
This is a messenger RNA of Manacus vitellinus (golden-collared manakin), 1998 nucleotides long. RefSeq names its product zinc finger CCHC-type containing 17 (gene ZCCHC17). The transcript has 5 exons. Gene Ontology annotation, molecular function: RNA binding. NCBI's taxonomy places the organism in Eukaryota, Metazoa, Chordata, Aves, Passeriformes, Pipridae. The coding region runs from base 87 to 548 and encodes 153 amino acids. Gene Ontology annotation, biological process: RNA stabilization. The record is from RefSeq and is a predicted model, not a curated record.